Zootermopsis nevadensis is the source of this 1339-nucleotide messenger RNA. Its product is annotated as TIP41-like protein. The record is from RefSeq and is a predicted model, not a curated record. Gene Ontology annotation, cellular component: cytosol. Lineage: Eukaryota; Metazoa; Arthropoda; Insecta; Blattodea; Termopsidae. Gene Ontology annotation, biological process: TOR signaling.
ACACAUUUAAUUCAUGGCAAGUGAAAUAUAAACGGAGCCACAUCUUACACUCAAAAUGUUCCAAUGACGAGCAUUGUGGUGAUGAUGCCUCAGAAUGUUGUUUGUUCUGCCUGUACAAUCAGAUUCUUGAGGUGCCACAUUUGCCCGAUAUGGUGUUUGCCAACAAUUCGUUACAACUGAUGCAUACCAGUGGCUGUAAUAUUGAGUUUAAUGCUCUGGAUGCAUUGAAGCGUGUUUGCAAUGGAAAAUUAGGUCUAAAAAUAGCAUGUGCGGAUGCCUGGAAAGAAUCACGGAUGGAGUCAGGUCAUAUGGAUGAGGUGAAACCAUUUGACUGGACAUUUACAACAGACUAUAAGGGUACCCUGACUGGAGGCUUUGCAGUAACACCAACAGAUUCUAGAAUAGAUGUAGAAAAACUACGCCAAAGAGAAAAGAUCCUUUUCUACCACGAUCUCUUACUGUUUGAAGAUGAGCUGCACGACAAUGGCACAGCCGUGUGCUCCGUUAAGAUUAGGGUAAUGCCUAGCAGUUUCUUUAUUCUGCUAAGGUACUUCCUUCGAAUUGACAGUGUGAUGUUAAGGAUGAAUGACACUCGCUAUUACCACGAGUUUGGCUCAGACUUCAUUCUACGAGAAUAUACGUCCAGAGAAGCAAAGGCACAAGAUCUAAGUAUUCCUCCAUCAAGGUUGGUUGAUCCAAGUGAAAUUGCUCGGUUCUUGCCGCUUGUCACUUCUUGUUACGAAAAACUGAUACUUCCAAGCACCAAGUUGCAGCCAGAUGACACAACUGCAGUAAAAUGAAUCUGAAUAUGCUAUUUUCUUUUUAUUGUAAAAAUGUUAGAGGUUAACAUAUCUUGUUUCAAGGUUAGAUGAAACAAAGUGCUUGACAGAAUGAGAUGUGCUGUGGAGACACACAGACAACAGACAUAUUUAAACAUUCUUCACUGACCGAAAGGCUUGUCAGCAUUUUAAACAGUGACUGUUUUGAUCAAGGUUGGUGUUACUGAACUAGUAGCUUUUGGAUCUAUAAAUUUGUUGGAUUUACGAGUUACAUUAACAUUUUUGGAGAUUACAUGUAGUAGUUAUUCUGAGAUUUUCUGAUUCAGGGACUUUUAAAACUUUUCUUGGAAACUGCCUGUGUCUAAUUGUGUGGCAAGAAAUAAAUAUUUACAAAUGCAAUUAUUAUUAGAAUUACCUAAGAUUCACAGCAGGAUAUAGUUUGUUAUGUCAUAGACUAGCAGUUUUCCCACAAUGUUACUGUGGGGAUCAUAAAUGUUUACAUUUCUUAAAACCUUGCAUACCAUGUAUCAAAUUUCUAUAUAUAAAAAAACAUACACAAA